Pieris rapae (cabbage white) is the source of this 6172-nucleotide messenger RNA. It is a transcript of the gene Shaw, whose product is annotated as potassium voltage-gated channel protein Shaw. The record is from RefSeq and is a predicted model, not a curated record. Lineage: Eukaryota; Metazoa; Arthropoda; Insecta; Lepidoptera; Pieridae. The transcript is spliced from 9 exons. The coding region runs from base 359 to 2152 and encodes 597 amino acids. Gene Ontology annotation, biological process: protein homooligomerization; potassium ion transmembrane transport. Gene Ontology annotation, cellular component: neuronal cell body membrane; dendrite membrane; voltage-gated potassium channel complex. Gene Ontology annotation, molecular function: protein binding; delayed rectifier potassium channel activity.
CCGAGUGAGGCGCGCGCGUUUCACCCCAUAGUGGGCGCCGGCCCAAAAUUCAAAUGUGGAAUAGUGACCGUUACAGAAUAAAAACUUAAUCACGAAUAAAUUUAAUAAAACAUAGAUAAUAUAUGAAUCGAGUUUUUGAAUUAUUAAAUGUAGUGCGGCAGUGGAGUGUUUUCAAUGCGAGUGAAAACUGCGACCCUUAAAAAUUGAUAAAGAAUAACAAUUGCCGCCAGCAAUGCCACCAUACGUGAGGGUCAGAUCGGAAAAUGAAUAUAUUGAGGUAAUGUGGCGACGAGGUCAAAGUCGAUCUCCAUAGCGCCCCAUACAACUGUUCUUUGCAAGCUCCGAGGAAGUUGCAAGGAUGAAUCUUCUUAACAUGGACGCGGAAAACCGCGUGGUUCUGAACGUGGGUGGUAUUCGACAUGAGACUUACAAAGCGACUUUGAAGAAGAUCCCUGCGACUCGGCUGUCACGUCUGACUGAGGCGCUCGCCAACUACGAUCCUGUCCUCAAUGAGUACUUCUUUGAUCGGCACCCAGGUGUCUUCGCGCAGGUGCUCAACUAUUACAGGACGGGAAAGCUUCAUUAUCCAACGGAUGUGUGUGGUCCAUUGUUUGAAGAGGAGCUGGAGUUUUGGGGCUUGGAUGCGAACCAGGUCGAGCCGUGUUGCUGGAUGACGUAUACACAGCACCGAGAUACUCAAGAAACCCUGGCUGUGCUGGACCGUCUGGACCUGGAUACGGAGAAACCGUCUGAUGAGGAGGUGGCUCGCAAGUUUGGCUUCGAAGAAGCCUACUACAAUGGGACAGUGUCAUGGUGGCAGCAGCUAAAGCCCCAAAUGUGGUCCUUAUUUGAUGAACCGUAUAGUUCUAAUGCUGCUAAGAUAAUCGGUGUGAUAUCGGUCUUCUUCAUCUGCGUGUCCAUCAUAUCGUUCUGUCUCAAGACUCACCCGGAUAUGAGAGUUCCAGUGAUAAGGAACUAUUCUGUGACGACCGCUAAUCAAACACAAAGCUGGGCGUUGGAUAAAGUGCAGACGAAUGCCCACGUCGCGUUCUUCUACAUUGAGUGUGUGUGCAAUGCCUGGUUCACCCUGGAGAUCCUCGUUCGCUUCAUCUCCAGUCCAAACAAGUGUGAAUUCAUCAAAUCCUCUGUCAACAUCAUCGACUACAUUGCAACAAUGAGUUUCUACAUCGACCUCAUUCUCCAGAAGUACGCGUCUCAUGUGGAGAACGCGGACAUCCUGGAGUUCUUUUCCAUUAUUCGUAUCAUGAGACUAUUUAAAUUAACCAGGCAUUCGUCUGGUCUAAAGAUUCUAAUACAGACAUUCAGAGCAUCAGCGAAAGAGCUGACUCUGCUAGUGUUUUUCUUAGUGCUUGGUAUAGUGAUAUUUGCAAGUUUGGUGUAUUAUGCUGAGAGAAUUCAAACGAAUCCCCAUAAUGACUUCAAUAGUAUACCUCUCGGUUUGUGGUGGGCGCUGGUUACCAUGACAACGGUGGGGUAUGGAGAUAUGGCUCCGAAGACUUAUGUUGGAAUGUUUGUUGGUGCUUUGUGCGCCUUGGCUGGUGUAUUAACUAUAGCUCUACCAGUACCCGUAAUAGUAUCCAAUUUCGCAAUGUACUAUUCGCACACACAAGCAAGGGCGAAACUUCCGAAGAAGAGGCGAAGAGUCAUCAAUGUAGAGCCUACCAGACCACCGAUGCGUGCACCAGGUGCUCCUGGUGCCCCUGCGGGUCCUAUGGCUCCAGGGAUGGGCCCACAGGCUGUGAACAGAAGAAUGAAUGCAAUCAAAACUAAUCAUCCUAAAGAUAUGAUGGGACCGAAUAUGGUCGCAAGUCUAAUGCCCGGAAUGGACUUGACCGUAGCGUCUCGCCUAUCACCAGGCCCGCGAGACCUCAGCCCAGCCUUAGCCAUUGCCAUACCACUCAUGAAGUCAGUCAACCUGGUUCCAGCACAGUGUUUCGACAACAUGGCGUAUAACAGCGAGAAAUUGGAUGUUAAAGAACCUCAAAAUUCUAUCGAAGAUACUGCAUAUAAAAACGAUGAUAAAACGGACGUUAAAACCCCAUUACUGCGAGAUCAUAAAAUUGAAUCGAUGGACGAAACGAAAUUAAGAGACACUAAGGUGGAGAAACGGAAAUCGUCCGCUUCGACGUAACACAAUUACGUAAUCCGUUAUGGUCUGCAAAAUUGUGCGAGAAUGUAUCAAAAAGUAUCACGUUCUGGCUACCACGUGCAACAGCUGGCGGACGUGUAGCAAAUACUAAUAGUUCUAAAGCUAUGUGCAAACUCCACUAUACAAGUUCAAAACUAGUUGAAAGUUUCGGGCUUGCGGAUCUCGAUAGAAGGCUUUUAAUUUAAUGGUGUUAAUGCAAUAAAUUUCGCCCAAUUAUUAUUAAGCAGCUUACAUUGUAAACACGACCAAAUCCCUAAUGAUAGUGAAAUUUUCCCAUGUAAUUUUGUAUUAAAUGGUUCCAUUGUUUUAUUGAUAAAUUUAAAAAGAGAACUCUUAAAUUAAUGAAUAGGAUGAAUUUGUAAUUUUAUUUUAACUUAAAUUGCAAUUCACAUUUAUGUUUUAGGCGGUUUUAAAGUUUUUAAAGAAAUUUGGAACGACUGAACGUAAGUCAUGAUUGGUCUGACAGUGAUAGGUUGACAUGUAGUUUAUAUAGCUCUCCUUUGUAUAUCCAUCGAGCGUACAAUUAUAUUUUUUAUAAACAACUAAUGGAACUAUAAUUAUUUAUUUAUUUUGGUAUUAAUUCAAUCUACCUCUCUACCAGACUCAGACUAACACGCCUAUACAGUCUGUCUCACUCUAACGCGCUUACGCUACGUCAACAAUCUCGUCAGAGAGAUGUGAAUACGCAGUAUGCGUUCUGUUCCACUCUUACGCGUAUUGGCCGCACCUAUAUUACGUCAUCGUGUGUUAGGUUUAUUUUCAUUACGGAAUUUCUUGAUUCGGUCGCUGCACUCAAAGUCCGCGAUAAAAUCUAUGCAAUAGCUUAAAACACAUUUUUUUGCAAAUUUAUUAAUUACUACUGGAUUCAGAAAAAAUAUUUUUAAACCAAUAUUUUUUUCUAGAUAUAGAUAGUGCUUGAUGGAUUCGAUGUCUACUAGUUACAAUGUAUACCUAUUCACAUAUUUCUAGCUAUAGACUUCCUCCUAUAAACGCGCUUCAUAGUAUACAAUCGUAGUUAAUAUAACCAUUAUUCAUAUCUUAUAACAGUCCAUAAUGUAAUCUUUAGGUAGGCACAUUAAAAUAUCGCGUUCUCGUAAUUAUUUAUUUAUCUCUAUUCAUAAUAAUAAAGUAUAGUUGCACUCUUUCACUAAAGCAAUCCGUCUGCCAAAUUGUGUUUACGCUGUGACGAAAAGAGAUCUGUAAGAACGCUCUAUAUAAAUUAACUGCAAUUAGGUUAGGUUAUAAUUUUUAAUUGGGCAACAAUUAUUUUUCCGUUUUAAGUCUGAAUUGUCUUCUAUUUUUAGCUGUACAUCACAAUUUAGACCCACACACAUUACUAAGCGUUCUUCAUGUUUUGUAAAUAUUAAAAUUUUUAUAUUCGUCUCACAAAACUAGAAACAUAUCACGUGCACAUGUUACUCUUGGUGUAUUUUUAUAUUUGUAAAUUUAAUUGUAGAUUAACGCGAAUAGAGAUGGGGAACAUUCUGUCAGUUGCUGUAACUCACUACUCCUAUUUUUCAGUUUGACAAUCAACUUUUGUAUAUAACAUAUUCUCCGUUCGAAUCUCAUUUUAAGUUUGAAUUAUCUUAAUUUUUUCCCCUAUUAUUCUUGUAUUAGUAAAUUCAAAAUUUGAAUUUGAAGUUUACAGUCCGAUUUAAAAAAACCAUUAGCAGCCAAGUGCGAAUGUUAGGAGUAUUUUAGUAUGUUUACUUUCUAACCUCAUCAGAAAAAAGUGAAACCAACACAAUUUUUGUUAAUUGUCAUCUUUCAAUAAUAGACGUCUAUCAAAUUGUGAAACGAUGAACGAGUUAGUGAGUUGGCGCAAACAUUUCGUUGAGUUCGCCAUCUCUAUAUGAAUAAAGUACUGUUUUAGCGUCUCAACGUAACGUCAAGGAAACAGCAUUAUAUUUAACCAAUGUAGAUAGUUUUAAUAAAAUGUUUUCUAAUAGUUCUCAACCUGUCCAUGAAUAUGUUAAUGUAUCUUGCCUAAAUAUUGGACAAAUAUAUCUACUAUAAUCAGAGUAAGAGUAUUGUCAACCAACACACCCGGUUCGAAACAUGUUCGGCCGUAAUCAAACAGUGUCUAAGAAGUAACUUGACGAGAAUACCACUCGCUCUCCCGCGUAUCAGCGAGUGUGUUCGGCUGCCAUAAUAUGGUAAAAGUAAAGUAUUUUUGUAGAAGUAAGUAAAGAAUAUCUUGUAAUUUAACACAUAUUUUUACUCUGCUUACAGUGUAGACUUUUAUAAGUACCCUAAUAAUUCAAUGUUACGCAUAAAAUGCAAUAAUUAUAGUAGAUAGCACGAUAAUUUAAUUUAUAAAAAAGUAUGUACAGACAUUUAGAUGUAAUUCAUGAAAUAUAACAAUAUAGUGAGAUCUUUUUAAUCGAAUCAUGUUCGUUUUGUACCAUUGUAAUAAACCAUUUGUGGCCCUACUGAUUAAAAUUUACUAUCGUUCAGUAUGGACUUUACUAUAUUACAAAAAAGUGUAUUUUCUUUUUUUCAUGCUACAUUUUAUUUCAGAUAUUUACGUUUGAUUGAUCGCUAUGAUUAAUGAUAUUAAUUAGCCGUUCAAUUAACAUCCUAGCCUUUUGACUAAACGGCGCCGUUUAACUAGUGGCCUUAAUGAUAUUCAGCCUUAACAUUUGUUACAACAUUUAAUGCUUAAGCCAUUCAUACGAUAAACUCAUUAUUUGGCACAAAUAAAAAUGAAAGAAGAUGUAUAAUGUAAAUAAGAAAAUAUUAGCUAUAAAAUUAAAUUGCUUGAGUCUUAUUCACAUUAUUAUUGUCACUACAAUCUUUCAUUGUACUUAUUAUUUUUCAUGAAACUUUGGAAAACACCAUCAAAGUUAUGGGUUGCUGACACCACACGAUAGUUUGAAGAGUUUCGUUUCGAGUUUGAGUGUAGAAAGUGAAAUUAACAAUUGACAGGCUAGGCAAGUAAUGGAACGUCAUCUAUCCGUGUCAUUAGCCUAGCUGUGUGAUCAACUGGCUGAACACCUUUAAGGCCGCUAGUUAAACGGCUAGGCAGUUAAUUGAACGGCUUUAAUUAAGUUAGAUGGCUGCGACAUUGCUAUAGCGAGGCGAAUAGAAGGAAUGGGGCAGAGAUGUAAACUUGUGUGCCACCCGAAACACUAUGGGAAUAAAAUAUGUGGGGAUAGAAUCAAGUAACGAGUCAUCAUAAAUACCGUAAGGGCCACGAAUGAUAUAAAAAUGCUUAAAUUGUACAAAAAUCAUCACGAUUUUGAAUAAUUAACGCGGACCAGUUAUGCAUACGUAUUUAUACAUUUUCAUUAUAUUUAAGAGUUUAAUUUAUUUGAUUCUUUUUUGGAGAGCCUUAAACAAGAAAUUUUUCAGCAACUUCUGCGUAAUUAUUAAAACAUCUUUAACAAUACACUAAGUUCUUAAAUUAAAAUUAAAUUGUAUAUAAAAUAAAUAAUGAAUUCUCAUUACAAAGUCACAGUAAGAUAAAAUAACUAUAUAGUUAUUGAAACCUCCUUAGUGAUAUCGUGGUAGCGCUUUUCAUCAGCUCCAGUACUCUGUAACUUGAAGGAGUAAUACGGAUCCAGAUAUAUUCUGAACAAAUGAUGUCACGCUAUAGGUAUUAAGAAAACUGCAUUAAAAUAAAAAUAAAAAAUACAUAAUACAAGAAAAGUUACAACAUAAAACAAAUUUGCAUUGAUAACGUCUGUUUCGGGAUAUUGAACUCUGGAAAAAGUUUUAUUUAUUUAUUUUAAAAAGGCUUUACUAGAAAAGCAUAUACAAACACAAAACAUUCAUGUGCUUGAUGCACGCAUGAGUAGUGUGCACAACAUAAAAUAUAAAAGAUAAUAAAGAUAAAAGAGAAAAUAAAUUAUACAAUAAAAAUAGAACAUAUCUUAGAGAGUUUCUUGUUCAAGGCUACAUUAUAGUUUAAUAAAGUUAAUUUUAUAUCUAUAAUUAUGUACAUUUAUAUAAGGUUAAGGGCCUGUUUCACAAUGUAUGGUUAAAGUGCCAAAUAGCUAU